Linnemannia hyalina is the source of this 2739-nucleotide messenger RNA. The record is from the annotation of a GenBank genome assembly. NCBI's taxonomy places the organism in Eukaryota, Fungi, Mortierellomycota, Mortierellomycetes, Mortierellales, Mortierellaceae.
AUGGCGAAUCUCUACAUUGCGCAUCACAACUACGAUGCCGAAAAGGGCGACGAGUUGAGCCUCCAGGUCGGAGACAUCAUUACUGUUUCGGACAACUCUGACCCUGGAUGGUGGGUUGGUGAGAGGGUCAAGGACGGUCAAGCAGGCUGGUUCCCCGCCAACUUUGUGGACCCUUAUGAAGAAAAGCCAGCAGCACCAGAAGUAGCAGCACCCCCCGCCCCACCAGCUGAUCCCGUCCCAGCAGCGCCUGUUGAGGACGAAGCGGUGACUGCUCCAGCAGCAGCGGAGAGUGCUGCCCCCCCUGCACCCAAGCACGAAGGCCCCGUUCUCGCUAGAGUGGAAUACGAUUACGAGGCAAAGGAAUCGAGCGAGUUGUCACUGGAGGUCGGCCGCGUGGUAACCAUUCUCGACUCGAGCGACCCUGCUUGGUGGACUGGCGACUUGAACGGCAAAGUUGGAACUUUUCCUAGCAAUUACGUCAAACUUUUGGAGCACAAGGAGGAGACUGUAGACGCUGGAGACAAGCCUACCAAGUUCAAGUUGGCUGCAUUUGGAGUCAAGCAAGGAGGUCUCGGAUCAUUGUUUGCAGGAGGAGUCGUUCCUGGACUCAAGAAGACGGGAGGAUUGAAGAAACUUGGAGGCGUUAGCGAGCCUGCAGCUCCCGCUCCAGCUCCAUCUGUCGGAGGUAUGGUUAAGAGGACUUCGGUCGAUGAGCCUCGCUCUCCUGUCGUGGCUGCAGCUCCACCUAAGAUCUCGCCUCCUGUCGCCGAAGAGAUUGUCGCCCCUUUGAUUGCCCACCACACCCCUGCUCGCGCCACUCCUCCUGCACCCGCACCCGCUACUCCUCCUGCACCUGUUGAGGAGCCUGUUGUUGCUCAGGAGCCUCGCGUCCCCAGCCGCGCCAAGAAGCCCAAAUCCAAACAAAUUAGAGCGUUGGUUGUUUACGAUUAUACUGCUCAGGAGGAUGACGAGAUUGCAUUGGUCAAGGGAUCGACCAUUGUUGUGACAGAUAAGAUGGGCGAUGAGGGAUGGUGGAGCGGAAGGAACGAAGACGGCGAAGUCGGAAACUUCCCUUCGGACUUUGUUGAGGAGAUCAAGGAAGAGGCCGUUCAGUCCCCCAGAGUUGCACCCGCUGCACCAGUCCCAAUUCUUGCACCUGCCCCAAUUCUUGCUCCUAUCGCAAUCCCUGCACCUGCACCCGCACCUGUGGCUCAGGAGGAAACACCCAAAUCCCCAGUUCAAUCUCGCCCACCCGUCCACGCGCCAGCCCCACUCCCUGCCGUCCCUGCUGAGCCUCUUCGUGCUGAGCCAGUGCGCGCUAGGACCAACGAGACUCCCAUGGCAACUCCUCCAGCAUUCCCUCGUGGAUCGCGCCCACCAUCAAUGAUCUCGUCACCAACACCCUCCUCUGCCCAACUCUAUGAUCGCGCCUCGAUCGAAGGGCCACCACUUCCCAGCUCUCCUCCACCCAAGAGAAUGUCGAUAAUUUCCCGCACCAGCAGCCAUGAUGUUCCCGGAUCGCCCCGCCUUGCAUCCGUCCCUGUCUUCCCCAACCCUGAUGUUUCCUCGCCAACUUCAACUCAGCCUCCAGCUGGUGACUUGAGCCGCUCCAGCACUUUGCGCCGCCCCCAGAAGCCUGUUCCUGAGGCUCCUUUGACCGAGGCGGAUGAGACUUCAGAGGAACAUGUUGCUGCCGAGACCCCCGAGACCCCUACCUCAGACUCGAAACGCAACUCCUACAUCCUGCCUACGCCUGUUGCUCGCAGCCGACCAUUGCCUCCUUUGGCCCGUCCUCCUUCUAUCCACUCUAUCGCUGAGAAUAGAAGAUCCAUUGCUACCCCCCCUGUGAGCCACUUGCCUUCUGUCUCCAGCGAGGCUGAAGAACACGAGCCUGUUCACGAGGAAAUCGUUGAAGAGGAAGAAGUUGAAGUUCAUCACGCGUCUGAGGCACCUGUUCACGAGGAGGAAACUGUGGAGCACCAGGAGGAACCCGAGGAGCCAAUUCCUUCUCAGGAGGAGCAAAAGGAGGUCGAGCAGGAAGAAGAGACUGUUACUGACCCCGCUGCUGUUGAAGAGCAAGUUGAGGAGGAGAAGGAACCUGAGAAGCCCAAGCUGCCCGAGUUGGAAAGCACUGGCCCUGCACUGAGCCAUAUUUCUAGACCCAGACCCGCCAAGGGCCGCAAGCCUCCUACCGCACCCGUCCCUACCGAGACCAGCAGCUUUGUUGCCCAAUUGGAAGCCGAAGUCAAGGCCGCCCCUGCCGAGGAAGUCAAGAAGCCAGAGCCUGCUCCAGUUCCUGUAGUUGAGAGGGCAGCUCCUCCACCCAAGCCUGUAAAGCCCAUCUUCCAAAAGUUCCCUACUCCUUUUGCCGGUGCACAGCCUGCAUCAAUUUCGUUGCGCCCCACUGGUCGUCGCACCGAGUCUGGAAACGAGGGACCCCUGAGCCCCGUGAACUCCUCAUCAUCAUCGGCUGGAUCUCCUGCCAAUGCACCCACCCCUGCUGGCGGAGUUGCACCCCCCACUGGUGGUGUCAAGUCGCUGAGCUCUCGUUUCGGUCAGUUCCAGGGCGUCCCAGCCUCGGGCGGCAACUCUGCGGCACUUGAGUUGGAGAUCGCAAAGUUGCGUCGCUGGAUGACCGAGGAACUUGAUCGUGUCAAGAAGGAGCUCUCUGAUGAGCGCGAGGCCCGUGAGAAGCUCCAGGAGGAAGUUAACCAGCUUAAGGCUCAGCUCCAAGGUUGA